AUGAGCGGUCGACGUCACGACACCACCACAUCGGAUGUGGCAUCCGACCUUGAUCUAGACAUGGACUCUUUUGAUAUUCCCGUCAUCGAAACGGAGGAGUCGCUGUUUGUUGUGAUUCCCAAAUUGUCCCAGUUCAUUAGCAUGGCUGUCGGCGAGAUGGCCUAUUCCUUUGAGCAAAUGAGAUAUGGAGCUCGAGGGCAUCGUCUCAGACAGUUGGUCCAUGCUCUUGCAAGUGAUAGCCAUAACCCGUUCAUCAUCGUCGCUUUAAUGAUACUGAAAUGGGAGUUCUCUAACGCCGCCGAGGACGACUGGGGACUGAAUGAGAGCCGUGGGGCAGCUUGCGAGUUUGUCGCCUGGCAGUUCCUAUGUCAUCUCAACCAACGGGAAACGAUUGAGUUCCUCUUGGAGGAGCUUCCAAGUCCCAGGCGCAAGUCGACGAAUAUUUUUGAGACGGAAACAGGCACCUCUCGCAUUACCAGAGGAUCCGGCACCGAGUCCACUCCCUUGCUGUCGGGUGCUUCCACACCUGGCCGCCAAUCGGAGCCGAGCAAAAAAGGAGUUGAAAACGAAAGCCGUCGAGCUUAUCUGGGCACCCAGACUGAAUUUCCAGAUGAUUGUGAUGUCUCAAGAUAUUCGAGAUUUUUUGGGUUGAACGCGUUAGAAGUUGCAGCCAUCGCGGGGGCUAAGAGAUUCCUCAGUCAGCGGGUUGUUCAACGAGUGGUCAACGACAUUUGGAAUGGCGAAAUCGUAUUUUGGGAUUCUCUCACGGUCAAUUCAAUUAAGAAACCGCAAAUCUUCAACAGGAAAACGGCAGAUCCCUACUCACGGCUGCGUGUGCCUGUCUACCGAAAGAUGUUCGAAGCGGGCUUCUUCAUUUCGUUCUUACUGCUCUACUAUUCAGUCCUCGUCGAGCGCAGACCAAAUGGCCUUGGAUUCUUUGAGGUCUUCAUGGAUGUUUGGAUCGUGGCCUUUGCAUAUGACGAACUGAGUGGGCUCAUUGAUGCCGGAAUGCUUUUCUACCAGAUGGAUUUUUGGAGCCUCUGGAAUUUAGGAAUCAUCGGUGUCGGAUUUGCUUUCAUGGUCACAAGGAGCAUCGGAUUAGCCAGGGGGGAUGACUACAUUCUCGAUAUUUCGUUCGAUAUCCUGUCCCUGGAGGCGUUGUUCCUGGUUCCUAGGAUCUGCUCGCUCGUGAGCUUGAACUCAUACUUCGGCAGUCUGAUACCCGUGCUGAAAGAGAUGACAAAAGCAUUUUUCCGAUUCUUGCCAGUCGUGAUAGUCUUGUAUAUUGGGUUCCUCACCACGUUCACUAUGCUGGCCCGUGACCGCUUGUCCCUUAAGCAAAUGUCGUGGAUGCUCGUCAAGGUGUUCUUCGGAUCGGGCUCUCUAGGCCUAGACAGCGCAUCAGAUAUCUCCCCGAUCUUCGGCUAUGGCUUGAUGAUGAUUUUCGUCGCUAUGACCAACAUUUUGCUCCUCUCUUCACUUAUUAGUUUGAUGAGCAUGAGCCUAGAAGGGGUGAUGCGACAUGCCCGCGAAGAAUACCUGUUCCAGCUGUCUAUCUAUGUCUUGGAGAGCAGUAAUUCCCGGCGACUGACGUAUUUCAUGCCGCCCCUGAAUCUCAUUCCGCUCCUUUGUAUCCGGCCCAUGCGGCUCUUCCUCUCAGCGGGGGCUGUUCGUCGAGUGCGCAUCAUGCUCCUUCGGGCAACGCAUUUGCCAUUUGUCAUGAUGAUUUGGGCCUAUGAGUCCAGCCGACGACAUCUCCAUCGGCCAACUACCCGCCUACCCCCAGUCUCCACGGCACGACCUCAUAGUACUUUGGGCGGCGAACCGAAUGUGUCGAGAUGGCAGGACCCACUUCAUUCCUCUAUCACUGAAACCCGUCGAAUGAAUCUCAAAAAUCGACGAAUCAGCGCUGACCUGCAUGAUUCGCGCGAACCAAGUCUGGCGCGGGCCGAAAAAGCACAGCUUGCGGAGAUCCUGAGCGUGGUGGAUCAGCUUCGAGAGCAGGUGGAGCGCGUAAAGACUGGACUUUCCACGAAAGAACUGGGCUAA
Penicillium subrubescens is the source of this 2049-nucleotide messenger RNA. RefSeq lists its product as uncharacterized. NCBI's taxonomy places the organism in Eukaryota, Fungi, Ascomycota, Eurotiomycetes, Eurotiales, Aspergillaceae. Bases 1 to 2049 code for a protein of 682 amino acids. The transcript has 16 exons. The record is from RefSeq and is a predicted model, not a curated record.